UGCAGUUAUUUUUGACGCGAUGCAAGUUUUGAAAUAAAAUAAAAAUUUGAGUUAAAGAAAAAAAAAACCGAUGUUUAAAGGAGGAAUUUGGCAAACGGAGAAGACGGUUCAGAGAAGAUCGUUUACUCUUUCCUCAAUUUCGAACAAAGUUUUCGAAUUUUCCAACUCUCUCUAGUGAAUUUAGGGUUCUGAUUUCGACAUUAGUGUAAAGAUUUGUUUUUUAUCCGAGGGGUGCGAUUGUGUAGUCAAACCAGAUCAAAUGUCGGCAUCAACGGUGUCGAUCACCGCUAAUACGGCGGCAGCGACUAGACGGACGCCGAUUCUUGCCGGAGAGAAAAAAUCAAACUUUGAUUACCCUCAAAGCGAAUCGCUUGCGAACGGUGGUGUUGGGGAAGCCGGUGGUACGAGUAGAGAUCUGAGCCGCGGUGAAGCUACCCUUGAUCGAUCUCAGGGACAAGAUUUGGGUCCUGUGACGAGAAGGUCUGUUUCCGCUGCGACGGGGACUAAUACCACCGCUACGCAGCGCCGGACGCGGAAGGUUGCGACUCCUAAGUCUGAGAAAGCGCGGUGGAAGACAGUGGUGAGGAUAUUUGCGAAGCAGCUUGGUGCGCUUUUGAUCAUUGUUGGGUUAAUUCAAUUGACGAGGAAGAUGAUUCUCAAGGCUUCUUCUCCGUCCUCUCCGAUUUCUUCUUAUGAAACGGAGAUGGCGUUUUCGGGAUUGGAAAGCCGAAUUGCGGAAGUAGAUGGUCUUGUUAAGGCUACGACGAAUUCGAUGCAGGUUCAAGUUGAAUUGCUUGAUAAGAAAAUGGAGAGGGAAGCAAAAGUGCUUAGGCAAGAAAUCGAGAGGAAAGCUUCUGCAUUUCAGAGUGAGUUGAAGAAGAUAGAAUCUAGAACUGAGUCACUAGAGAAGUCUGUAGAUGAAGUAAAUGCUAAACCUUGGGUGACGAAAGAUGAGUUAGAGAGGAUUUAUGAGGAACUGAAGAAGGGGAAUGUUGAUGAUUCUGCUUUUAGUGAGAUUAGCAUUGAUGAAUUGAGGGCUUAUGCUCGUGAUAUUAUGGAGAAAGAGAUUGAAAAGCAUGCUGCUGAUGGCCUUGGCCGAGUUGAUUAUGCAUUGGCUUCUGGUGGUGCUUUUGUGAUGGAGCAUUCAGAUCCUUAUCUUGUUGGUAAAGGGAGUAGCUGGUUUGCGACUACCAUGCGGCGCGCUCAUACGAAUGCGGUUAAGAUGUUAUCUCCGAGCUUCGGUGAGCCUGGACAAUGUUUUCCUCUGAAAGGUAGCGAGGGCUAUGUGCAAAUCAGGCUGAGAGGACCAAUCAUACCAGAGGCUUUCACAUUGGAGCAUGUAGCUAAGAGUGUAGCCUACGACAGAUCGAGUGCUCCAAAAGAUUGCCGUGUAUCAGGAUCCCUGCAAGGACCGGAAUCCUCAGCGGAGACAGAGAACAUGCAACUUCUAACAGAGUUCACUUACGACCUAGACAGGUCGAACGCACAAACAUUCAACAUCUUAGAGUCAUCAAGCUCUGGUCUAAUCGAUACUGUCAGGCUAGACUUCACCUCGAACCACGGAAGCGACUCGCACACUUGCAUCUACCGGUUCAGGGUUCAUGGGCGUGCGCCAGACCCGGUUCCUGUUGUGGGAACGAAUCUUGAUCAGGACUCUUCACCUGAAAGUGAAUAAAACCUCUUCUGUUUUGUAACAUUCCUUCAUCCACAUCUCUUUUGUUGCCUGUGUUUUUUAUGGAAAGAAAAAGAAAGCAUCAGAUUCUGUGAUUAGACUAGUAGAGAGUUGUUUGAUUUGAUUAUGUCUUCUUUGUGUUACCUUUUGGUUUAUUUGGUUGCAGAAUACAUAAAUCAAGAAAUCCAAUUUAUACUGUUAAUCUUUAAAACGCAUCUUA
This is a messenger RNA of Arabidopsis thaliana (thale cress), 1892 nucleotides long. RefSeq names its product SAD1/UNC-84 domain protein 1 (gene SUN1). Gene Ontology annotation, cellular component: nuclear inner membrane; phragmoplast; endoplasmic reticulum membrane. Gene Ontology annotation, molecular function: protein-membrane adaptor activity. Lineage: Eukaryota; Viridiplantae; Streptophyta; Magnoliopsida; Brassicales; Brassicaceae. Gene Ontology annotation, biological process: nucleus organization; protein localization to nuclear envelope; protein homooligomerization. The record is from RefSeq and is marked reviewed. The transcript is spliced from 2 exons. Bases 260 to 1675 code for a protein of 471 amino acids.